UCAUAGACACUAUCCUCUUGCGUAGCACUCACUCCACACACCAAAAGUGUUGUAAGAUGAGCAAGCAGUUGUUCUACGCGAACCUUUUGCUUGCUUUCUACUUCUCAUGUUGUCACUAUGCCGUUGCUCAGACUGAAAAUUCCGUUUUGCCACUCAAAGCUGUGAAUCUUGGAAAUUGGCUUGUUAUUGAAGGGUGGAUGAAACCUUCUCUCUUUGAUGGAAUAACCAACAACGAUCUUUUGGAUGGAACUCAAGUGCAGUUCAUGUCUACCAAGUUACAAAAGUAUCUGUGUGCAGAACAUGGGGGAGGAAGUAUUGUUGUUGCCAACCGCACCAAAGCUUUGGGUUGGGAAACUUUCAGGUUGUGGAGGGUCAAUGAAACGGCCUUCAAUUUUAGAGUUUCCAAUAAGCAGUUUGUGAGAUUGACAAAUCAAGAUGAAGGAAACACAUUAUUGGCUGAUUCAGAUUCACCUAGCGACAUGGAAACAUUUGAGAUUCUGAGGAGCGAUGAUGACCCAAACAGGGUUCGCAUCAGAGCAUCAAAUGGUCUGUUUUUGCAGACCAUAUCAGAGACUGUGGUGCUUGCAAAUUAUGAAGGGUCUAGUUGGGAUGAUAGUGACCCUUCAGUCUUCAAAAUGAAUGUUUUGAAGGGUACAAUUAUAAGGGGUGAAUACCAAAUUACAAAUGGUUAUGGACCAGAUAAAGCUCCCAAAAUCAUGAGGGAUCACUGGAAUACAUACAUCACUGAAGAUGAUUUCAAGUUCAUGUCAGAAAAUGGCUUAAAUGGUGUUAGAAUUCCCGUGGGGUGGUGGAUAGCCCAAGAUCCAACGCCACCAAAGCCAUUUGUUGGGGGGUCCUUAGAAGUGCUAGACAAUGCCUUCACAUGGGCAGAGAAGUAUGGAAUUAAUGUAAUUGUGGACCUGCAUGCUGCACCAGGCUCACAAAAUGGAAGACCCCACAGUGCCUCAAGAGAUGGAUAUCUAGAGUGGGGAGAUUCAUACAUAUCUGACACGGUGGCAGCCAUAGACUUCCUAGCUGAAAGAUAUGCUAACAGACCAAGUCUUAUUGCAAUAGAGCUAAUGAAUGAGCCUCAAGGGGUAAACUUGGAAAGCCUUAAAAGCUAUUAUCAAGCAGGUUAUAAUGCUGUUCGGAAACACACAUCCGAUGCCUAUGUGAUCAUGUCUAACCCUCUGGACAGAGAUUCAAAAGUGCUUCUAUCCUUUGUUGGAGCUUUCAGUAAAGUGGUCAUUGACGUGCAUUACUACAAUCUCUUUUCGGAUAGGUUCUCAAACAUGAAUGCGCAGCAAAACAUUGAUUUUGUUAAAAAACAAAGAGCUUCGGAUCUUAGCUCUCUCACCACAUCUAAUGGACCCCUCAUUUUUGUUGGGGAGUGGAGUGGUGAUUGGAAAGCUCAGAGAGCAUCAAAGAAAGAUCACCAAAAAUUUAUGCAAGUCCAAGUGGAGGUAUAUUCUGGUGCCAAAUUUGGAUGGGCUUAUUGGGCCUACAAAUGUGACUCUAACUUCUGGGACAUCAAGUGGAUGAUUGAAAACAAUUAUGUUAAGCUUUAAUUACUAUGCCCCUGUGCUCUAAAAAGAGUGUUUUACAUGUCUAUUCAAAAUUGGAAGUGUAAUUUACAAAAAUAAAGAUAGCCUACUACUGCUAAACAAAAACAUAUAAAGUUCGGUAAUUGUAUGAAUGAUGCUGCAACUUUCGGUUCUUUGCAUUA
This is a messenger RNA of Cajanus cajan (pigeon pea), 1726 nucleotides long. RefSeq names its product putative glucan 1,3-beta-glucosidase A. Lineage: Eukaryota; Viridiplantae; Streptophyta; Magnoliopsida; Fabales; Fabaceae. Gene Ontology annotation, biological process: polysaccharide catabolic process; actin filament bundle assembly; establishment or maintenance of cell polarity. Gene Ontology annotation, cellular component: cytoplasm; actin cytoskeleton. Gene Ontology annotation, molecular function: hydrolase activity, hydrolyzing O-glycosyl compounds; actin filament binding. The record is from RefSeq and is a predicted model, not a curated record.